AUGUCCCGUUCCCAGAUCGUGGAUAUUCAGCCUGAUGUGCCGGUGCUAGACCGGGAGUGUCCUGCUGAAAAGGAUUGGGAAUUAGAGAAGGCUGAUCCGGCACCUCAGCGUCAAGAUGCGUUUGGUGAUGAGGAACAUGCUGAGAUUAAGUACAAGGUGUUAAAAUGGUGGCAAGGAGGGCUUCUCAUGGUAGCGGAGACUAUCUCACUGGGCAUUCUUUCUCUCCCAGCAGCAGUUGCAGGACUGGGUCUCGUGCCAUCACUCAUUGUUAUCAUCGGUCUGGGUGCACUUGCUUCGUACACAGGUAUGCUCAUUGGCCAGUUCAAACAGAGACACCCGCAUAUCUCCAGUAUGGCCGAUGCAGGUGAGGUUUUGAUGGGACGGUUUGGUCGGGAGUUGCUGGGAACGGCUCAGUUACUGUUCCUCGUGUUUAUCAUGGCGAGUCACAUUUUGACUUUUACGGUUGCGUUAAAUGUUAUUACCAAGCAUGGGACUUGUACGCUGGUGUUUGGUGUUGUUGGCAUGACUAUUUCGUGUUUCCUGUCGCUGCCUAGGACGUUGGCGAAGGUUUCGUGGCUCUCGCUUGUUUCGUUCGUCAGUAUCUUGUCCGCUGUUAUGAUCACUAUGAUUGCCGUUGGAAUUCAGAACCCUGGGACUGUCGUUCAUGCCACUGUUGAGACGAACCUGGUGACUGGGUUCAUGUCCGCUGCGAACAUUGCUUUUUCAUAUGUGAGCCACAACACUUUCUUCACAUUUAUCGCCGAGCUCAAAGACCCGAAAGACUUCCCCAAAGCCCUCGCUCUCCUCCAGACCGUCGACAUGACCCUCUACAUCAUCGCAUCGGUUGUGAUCUACCGCUAUGUUGGCUCUGCCGUCACCUCUCCUGCUUUGGGAUCCGCCGGUCCUCUGAUUUCUAGGAUAGCAUACGGCGUGGCCCUUCCCACGAUCGUUAUUGCAGGAGUAAUCAAUAGCCACGUUGCCGCGAAGGCAAUCUAUAUUCGCAUUUUCGCCGGUACAGACCGCAUGCACAAGCGGGAUUGGGUUGCCGUUGGUUCAUGGGUUAGCAUUGCCUUUGGGCUCUGGAUUUUUGCGUGGAUUAUCGCAAUGGCAAUUCCGGUGUUCAGUGAUCUACUCACCUUGAUUACUGCUCUCUUUGGAAGUUGGUUCACCUUUAUCUUUACUGGUAUCUUUGGAUUGCAUAUGAACCAGGGAGUGUGGUUUGCAUCGCCCAAGAAGACACUUUUGACGUUCCUCAAUUGUUUCUCCAUCUCCGUUGGCCUUAUCCUGUGUGGUCUUGGCUUGUAUACUUCUGGGAAGUCCAUCCAUAACAAUUCUUCAGGCCAUGGCAGUUUCUCGUGCGCUGAUAACUCCUAA
Molecule: messenger RNA, 1374 nt
Organism: Penicillium longicatenatum
Lineage: Eukaryota; Fungi; Ascomycota; Eurotiomycetes; Eurotiales; Aspergillaceae
Product: Amino acid transporter transmembrane
Exons: 7
Coding region: 1-1374 (457 amino acids)
Biological process (GO): amino acid transmembrane transport
Cellular component (GO): vacuolar membrane
Molecular function (GO): amino acid transmembrane transporter activity
Source: RefSeq, a predicted model, not a curated record